UGCGGUGCAGAGAAUCUUUGGUUGCUCAAUUUGACACAAAUACUACGUUGGUAGACCUUGUCCCUUCCUAUAUGUUUGAGUUUAUAUCUACAAAUAUCACAGGAGGGAAAGAUAAGGUUGUAAUCAUUACCACACCUUGAUUAUUGGGUUCUGCAAUUACCAGAAGUACUCCCACACCAGAAAUUAAGAGAAAUUAGGAAGAGAUGGUUUCUGGGCAACUCUCACACGAGAUGAAGAUAGAGGUACCUGCUUCUGAAGCCUGGGAGCUCUAUGGCACGCUUCGUUUGGCAAAUCUCGUUGAAGAAGUUUCAACUGUCAUGGAGAAAAUUGAGGUCUUGGAAGGUGAUGGAGGGGUUGGGACCGUUCUCAAGCUAACAUUUGUACCAGGCACACCUGGUCUUAGCACUUCCUCGGAGAAGUUCACAAAGAUUGACAAUGAGAAACGGGUGAAAGAAACAGAGUUGGUUGAAGGAGGAUAUCUGGAGAUGGGGUUUACUCUUUAUCGUGUUCGUUUCGAAGUCAUCGAAGAGGGCGAUGAUUCAUGCAUUAUAAGGUCAACUAUAGAGUAUGAAGUGAAGGAAGAGGCAGUUGCUAAUGCAUCCUAUGUCACUAUAGAGCCACUGGAAGGCAUUACGCAAAUUGCCAAAAGCUAUCUCACCAAGAACAAAGCUGCUAAAUAAAGAUGCACUUUAGUGUUUUAUAUAUUUGGAGUUUGUAAUCUUGGAGUGAAAAAUACCCUUUCCUGAAAUAAGAUUACAAGCUUGUGUUGUUUACUAAUAUUUAGACUACUACCAGUACUAUAUCUUCUGGUUGGCUGCA
Molecule: messenger RNA, 819 nt
Organism: Carya illinoinensis
Lineage: Eukaryota; Viridiplantae; Streptophyta; Magnoliopsida; Fagales; Juglandaceae
Product: norbelladine synthase-like
Exons: 2
Coding region: 204-680 (158 amino acids)
Biological process (GO): abscisic acid-activated signaling pathway; defense response
Cellular component (GO): nucleus; cytoplasm
Molecular function (GO): signaling receptor activity; abscisic acid binding; protein phosphatase inhibitor activity
Source: RefSeq, a predicted model, not a curated record